This is a messenger RNA of Rotaria sordida, 2547 nucleotides long. Lineage: Eukaryota; Metazoa; Rotifera; Eurotatoria; Philodinida; Philodinidae. The record is from the annotation of a GenBank genome assembly.
AUGAGAAUAGAAGAAGAACAACAAGUUCUUCAACGUUCCGAAACAUUUAUAAUUUCAAAAGUACCACAAGAAGAAUUAUCUUCGUCUUGUUCGAUGACAGCUGAUGAUUAUACUACUCAACAUCAACCUAUAACUCGAACAAUAGCUCCAAUAACUUUAACUAAUGUUCGUCCUUCAAGACUUCCUUCAUGUUGUUCAAAUUCAAAAAUACAAUCAUCAAAUAAUAAUCGUUCAUUAUCAACACAAAAAAUGUCAAAAUUACCAAUUCGUAAAAUAGAUUCAUUAAAUCAACAACAAAAUUCAAUUAAAAAAUCUAAUAUUCCAACGUCUAUAGGUGCAAAAACAAAGAAUGAUGUAACUUCAGUAUCUAAUCGUUCUACUACUUCAGCAAAUAAUAAUAAUAAUAUAAUAACAAAAAAAACAAUUCGACCACCAUCAAUUAUUCAACUCCCAUCAUAUAAAUUUCAAUCUCGUUCAACUGCAAUACCUGAUAAAAAUAAUACAAAAACAACAACAGAAACCAUAAAAUCUAAUGAUCCUAUUCAACAAAUGAAUUCAACAUCAAGUGAAUCGAGUAUUGAAGAACAACAACAUAUAAAUAAAUUCCUAUCAAUUGUACAAGAUGAUGGAUAUUCUACAUGGUCAUCUAUUGAUGUAAAAGAUGAUCGAAUAACAAAUAGUAUAAAGAAAAAUGAAACUAAUGAUCAACAACGAAAUAUUGGACUUAUUACAACUUGGCUUGAUACAUCGAAAAGAAAAUGUUCGAACAAAUCAGUGAACGAAGAAUUUGAAAACAAUAAACAUGAAGAUAGUUCAUCAUAUCUACAUCCAUUUGUUCACGAUUGUUAUUCAAAUGAUACAUCUAUAUCAACAACAAUUUCAUCAUCAAAUAAAGAUAUGUCACUUGAUAGUCUUGAUAGUCCACAAUCAAAAGAACAAACAAUUCUAUCAUCAACAACGUUUUCUCGUUCGGAAACAUUUGAUAAAGUUUUUACUACAACAUCAUUACCAAAUAUUACAGAUGAUAUUGAUGAUUCAGCUAGUUCAUCAUCAUCAACAACAUUUAAUUUGUCUGAAUAUAUUGAAGAUCAUUUUAUUGAUGAAAAUGAUAGUAGUAGUAAUGGUAGUGAAAAUUCAUCAUCAUAUGAAACAACAAUAAUAAAUAAAAAUCUUUUAUUAAAACCUCAAAAACGUCUUUUAUUUCCUGGUUUAUUAAAUCGUUUAAUAUUUUCCCGUCGAAUUUUAUCUGAAUCUGAUUUACAACAGAAAAAAUUUUUUAUUAAUGAAAACGAAAAUCAAUUUCAUGUUUAUCAUUCAAAUAUAAUAAAUGAACAUUCCGUUGAAAUUAAUUUAAUGAACACAUAUGGUUCAGAUAGUGAAUUACAUGUUUGGUCAAAUAAUUGUGCUGAACAAAGAAAAUUUCUCUUUGAACGACAACAACAACAACAACAACAAUUAACAAAUCGAAUCGAAGAAAAUAAAGUAAAUCAUGGAAAUUAUAAUCAACAAUUAGCACUUGAACGUCAAAUAUUACUUCAACAGAUAUAUGAAUAUCCAUGGUUAUUACAGGAAAAUGAUCUCGAUCGAACGACUAUAUUAUCAUCAACAAACAUGGAACAACCAUUAGCAUCAUCUUCAUCUGAUCUAAUUGUUCCAACACAUAAUCCAAAUUUCUAUCAAUUAUGUACAUUAACACAUAGCAGUUCAUUUGUUAUAUCAACAUCAUUAGCUCUUCUUAUUUCUACUGAAAAUCGUGUUGCUUCACGAAAUUUGACAUGUCAACAUGAUCUACCAUUAAUGACAACUAUAUCAACCAAUUGUGAAGCAUGUCUUAUAACAUCUCGUAAUUAUAUUAUAGAAACAAAACUUUCACUAACUGGUUCUGGACCAGAAGGUUUUUCCUAUAUAUGUUUACAAGUAAAUGAAGUUGAAGCCUAUCGUGAAAAUCUUAUACGUGAAUGUCGUUAUUUUCCACGAAAUACACUCAAUGGUUAUGAUGACUUUUGUAUUGCUUCACCAUAUAGUUAUCUUCGAGGUUCCUAUCGAGCUUGUAUAUGUACAACAAAUACAUGUAAUUUUAAUUAUGCACAAUGUAUUCGACAAAUAAAUUCUUAUUUGAAUCAAAAAGCAUCUUUAUUUAGUAAUACAAUUGUUGAAUUAACAGAUAAAAUUAAAUGUUAUCGAUCUAAUGAAGAUAUUAAAAAAGAAACAUCUUCAAGUUUAACACCAUCGUUAUGUUCAGAUGAUGAUAAUGAAUGUAAAAAUUAUUUAUUUGAUCAUGGUGUUUUAUGUAUGAUUAGUAUUGAUCGAACAAAUCGAAUAACUAGACAAACUUUAGUACCAUCAAUUUAUUCAGCUUAUUUAAUAAAGUAUAAAACAGAAUUAUGUAAUUCGUUUAUAUCAACAACAAAAAGUAUUUAUUUUUCACAAUGUAAACAAGAUGAUAUUGUAUGUAUGUGUGCAUAUGAUGGAUGUGAUAAAGAUUUAGAGACAUGUCGAACAAAUCAAGGAAUUCCACGUAUGUUUUCUCUUUCGCAAUCAGCUUGA